ACUUCCUGUUGUGAAUUCAGUAAAUAGUUAUUCCCUCUAACGUAACGUUUAACCGCGUUUGCAGCAGCUUGUGAGUGAAUUUGAUGAGCGAGGACCGUGUUUCUGUCAGCUAAACUUCGCUCAGGUGUUAAACUGAUUUAGAAACAAAAGAGUCAUUUAAGGCAGUGGGGCAGCUAAUGCUACAUGCUAACGUCGGUUAGCUGUCGUCGGGCGGCAGCGGCGGGUGACUCGGCUGUCUGUUUCUUCAGUUUCUGUUUUUUCGCUUUAACCUGUGAGCUUCACGUCGACACGGCAGGUCUUUGAGUUGCUUAGCUAACACCAUGGCCAGUCUGCUGUCGAUGCAGUGCGUCUCCUCUCUGAGGAAGUCCGGGAUUCACCUGAGGUCCGCAGCUGCGGGGAUCGAUACGAGAAACUACAGCAGCAAGAAAGGCUCAGCCGAGUAUCUGCACCAAAGUGUGGUCCCAUCCAUGCAUUACCAGAAGAGUUUACCCAGGCUCCCCAUACCAAAGCUGGAGGACUCUAUCAGGAGGUAUUUAGCUGCCCAGAGGCCUCUGUUGAAUGAUGACCAGUUCAGAACAACAGAGAAACACGCACAAGAUUUCCAGAGCGGUGUGGGAAAACAGCUGCAUGAGGAACUGGUAACGCAGGACAAAAACAACAAGCACACAAGCUACAUCUCAGGACCGUGGUUUGACAUGUAUCUCUCUGCUCGUGACUCCGUGGUGCUGAACUUUAACCCAUUCAUGUCCUUCAACCCCGACCCUAAGGCGGAGUACAACGACCAGCUGGUGCGCGCGACCAACAUGGUGUGUUCGGCAGUGCGCUUCAUGAAAACGCUGCGCGCCGGGUUACUGGAGCCGGAGGUUUUCCACCUCAACCCGGCAAAGAGCGACACAGACGGCUUCAAGAAGUUCAUCCGCUGGGUCCCGUCCUCACUGUCCUGGUACGGAGCGUACAUGGUGAACGCCUACCCCCUGGACAUGUCUCAGUACUUUCGCCUUUUCAACUCAACUCGGAUUCCCAAAAAGGGGAGAGAUGAGCUCCUCACUGACGAGAAAGCGAGACAUCUCCUGGUUAUGAGGAAAGGCAACGUGUAUGUGUUUGACGUUGUGGACCGGGAUGGGAAUUUGGUGAAGCCCGCAGAGAUCCAGUCCCACCUGAACUACAUCUUGUCGGAUCCGACGCCGGCGCCUGCUUUUCCUCUCGGGCUCCUCACCAGCGAGAACAGGGACGUUUGGGCCGGAUGCAGGGACAAGCUGAUAUCUGCUGGAAACGCAGAGGACUUAAAGAUUGUGGACAGCGCCCUUUUCUGUCUCAGUCUGGACGAUGAGACCAUGAAGGACCACAUCCACAUCUCCCACAACAUGCUGCACGGCGACGGCUGCAAUCGCUGGUACGACAAGUCCUUCAGCAUCAUUAUAGCCAAAGACGGAGAGGCAGCUAUCAACUUUGAGCACUCGUGGGGCGACGGCGUGGCUGUGCUUCGCUUUCAGAACGAGAUCUUCAAAGACACAACGGAGCAGCCACUGGUGCACCCGGGCUCUGCUCCCGCCGCCGUGGACUCAGCCUCCGCCGUGCGCAGGCUGCAGUUCAAACUGGACGGCGAGCUGGAGAACAGCGUCCAAAAAGCCAAGGAGAACUUUGACUCUGCUGUGUCCAAACUCACCAUCGAUGCCAUGGAGUUCAAGAAAGGCGGGAAGAACCAGCUGAAGAAGAGCAAGCUGAGUCCAGAUGCGAUCGCACAGCUGGCUUUUCAGAUGGGUUUCCUGAGGCAGCACGGACAGACCGUGGCCACGUACGAGUCCUGCAGCACGGCGGCGUUCAAGCACGGCCGCACUGAAACCAUCCGGCCAGCCACCGUGCACACAGAGCGAUGCUCACGCGCCUUUGUUUUGCAGCCAGGUCAGCACAGCGUGGAGCAGCUGCAGGGCAUGCUCCACGAAUGCUCCAAAUAUCACGGGCAGCUCACCAGAGAAGCAGCGAUGGGUCAAGGUUUUGACCGUCACCUGUUCGCGCUGCGGUACCUGGCCAGCUCAAAGGGUCAGGCUCUGCACAGCCUGUACACGGACGCCGCCUACGCCGCCAUCAACCACAACAUCCUGUCCACCAGCACCCUCACCAGUGCGGCCGUGAGCCUCGGCGGCUUCGCCCCGGUGGUGCCCGACGGGUUCGGCGUCGGCUACGGUGUCCACGACGACUGGAUCGGCUGCAACGUGUCCAGUUACCCGGCCCGCAACGUCCACGAGUUCCUGCAGUGUGUCCACAAGUCCUUAGACGACAUUUUUACCGUCCUGGAGGGAAAGGCGCUCAGCUAAGAAACAAGGGUUUGUCAUCAACACAGAAACAAAAAAUCUCCGACCAACCGUGCAUAGAAUAAUAGAUGAUAAUUCUUAUUAUUUAGAUUAUUUGUAUAGUGCUCAUCCAAACCAGCGUGGCAAAGAAAAGACAAGCAGGCGUAAGAAAAAAAAACAAUGAAUGAUUAAAAAAUAACAUAAAACAGUUCCAAAGUCAUUAACUUCCUGGAAAAGUUAUGACAUUAGGCCUGGAAAUGUUUAGGCAGCAACAGAAAGUUUCAUAAACACUUUGAAUAAACAUUAUUUUGGGUAUUGUUUAUAAAAAUCCCAAAACAUGUCGUAUAAUAUGCGAAAUGUGAUGUAUUUGGAUCUUUGGUUUUCUGUCUCACAAAAAGACGCAGCCUUGACGUUUUGCAAAAUACUUGUUUCUGCCAUCCAGUGUUUCGGCAAACGCAGCCGGUUGGUGGUGGGAAUGUCUGAAGGAAAGAUAGUAAAAACUAGCAGUUUGUUUAUUCACAAAUACCUCAGAAGAGCACGUUUUCAGGCCUACCCCUUUAAAAUACUUGAAUAAAGACAUGAUAAUGGGUUAAAAUAUUAUCGAGAAGUUAUGGAAAGCUUUGAAACUCCACGGGGAAAAAUGUUUGGGAACCUUGCAUAAAUAAAAUACCAAAAAACUGAAAAAUUAGUCAAUUUAAACUUAAGAUAGAGCAGUGCAAGACUUAAGUGCAACGUCAACAAUAUAGUUAAAGGAUUAAAUAUAAACCUUAAAAUUAAAGGUGAAAUUAUAGGAAAGGCUUUGGAAAAGAUGGUCUUCAAAAAAGUGACAUAAAUAUAUUUUUUAAACCACGUAAGUGACACAAGGAGAAACACGGUGCUUAAAUCUAUUUUUUAGCAUUUAAAUGGUUGGGAACGUGAGUUGGACCCUAAAGUGUGAUAUUUAACAGGUGGGUUUGGAUAUAACUGUAGAUGUAAAAACUAAUGUGACAUGGCUCAACAAAAUAUCAUGUGUUAGCCCUCGAUGGGAGACACAAGUCAUGAUAUUUAUGUGUAAUAAAACAUUAUAGAACAUAAAAUACUGGGGAAAGAAAAUGAAGCUUUCUACUGAAACUGACUCAGUCUACUGGCUUUCGAUCCGCCUCAUCGGUCCGUUGCCUGAUGUGUUUUUUUGUCGUAGGUUUACAUAAUGCAGUUACAGGUUAAAAGGUUUCGGAGCACUGGUCAUAUUUAUGCAUCAGACGUAGAGCUCUGUGAUACAGAUUAGUCAGAUUGUGCCUUAUCAAAAUGUGAAUUUAGCAGCACAAUUUUCACUGUAAGAACUUCUAUUUAAAUCAUCAUCACUGUUUGUCAUUUUCAGCCUUAUUGUGUUUGAAUGUAUUUGGCAAUUAAACUUAAUUUAAUUA
Messenger RNA from Plectropomus leopardus (leopard coralgrouper), 3694 nucleotides. It is a transcript of the gene cpt2, whose product is annotated as carnitine palmitoyltransferase 2. Gene Ontology annotation, biological process: fatty acid beta-oxidation. Gene Ontology annotation, molecular function: carnitine O-palmitoyltransferase activity. Gene Ontology annotation, cellular component: mitochondrion. The record is from RefSeq and is a predicted model, not a curated record. Lineage: Eukaryota; Metazoa; Chordata; Actinopteri; Perciformes; Serranidae.